This is a messenger RNA of Striga hermonthica, 363 nucleotides long. The record is from the annotation of a GenBank genome assembly. Lineage: Eukaryota; Viridiplantae; Streptophyta; Magnoliopsida; Lamiales; Orobanchaceae.
AUGGAUGUGGAUAAAAUAUGUCAGCAAUGUGGUGAAGCUGAGGAAACACUGGAGCGUAUCAUGUUUGGUUGCAUUAGAGCUCAAAGGAUAUGGAAGUUGUCUGGACUGUCAUGGGAUGCACUCAGAGAUAAAGAAGAAGACUUCAGGAAAUUGUGGGAAGCAGUGAUCACUAUGGACAGAGGAAAGUGCAAGAAAGAGAGAAUUGAAUUAACAACCUAUUUAUUAUGGUGGCUGUGGCAUACAAGAAACAACUGGAUUUUUCAAAAUGAGUGGAAACCGAAAAAGGAUAUAGCUGAAGGUGCCAUCAGGGAAUGGAGAGAAUUCACAAUAUUCAAUGGGACCGGUGUAGAAGAGGAGGAGUAA